Ostrinia furnacalis (Asian corn borer) is the source of this 2230-nucleotide messenger RNA. RefSeq lists its product as uncharacterized. The record is from RefSeq and is a predicted model, not a curated record. The transcript has a single exon. The coding region runs from base 194 to 379 and encodes 61 amino acids. Gene Ontology annotation, cellular component: mitochondrion. Lineage: Eukaryota; Metazoa; Arthropoda; Insecta; Lepidoptera; Crambidae.
CAACAGGGAUAGGUCGAACAAGUAGCAUUAUUUGGAAGUUACACAAGAAUUUAGGAUAAAGGUCAUUUUAUGGCGAUUACUCGAUUUCUUCGCAAAAACAUAGUGUGCAUAUAAUUCCCAGUCAUUACCGCUACUCUGAUAUUCCUGGAUUGGAAUCACACCAGGAGUUGGAAAGCCUUGAAAGAGAAGUAACAUGGCUAUUUUUGGAAUCACCACCCGCUAUGUCUGGUUUGCGAUCCCACUCACUGGGUUUUUCAUCGGCAAGUACCUGGAUGACCAGGAGACCCUCAGGAUGACAAAUUUCAGGGACAAGUCCAAGCUAUACGGAGGGAGAGUGAAAGAGGGCGAAGCCCCUUCUUGGCCUAGUGUUAUGUAUUAAUAAUAGUGUACCUUGUCUCUUUGAAUGGUUUGUGUUAGUUUUAGAGUAGGUACCAGUUUAAUUUUAUAAGUUAAACAGUUUCAGUGUUACGCAACUGUACUCUAAAAUGGUCCAUAAUUUUUGGUACAUUUGUGUAUGUACUUGUAACUAAGUUUCAAUUAUUGGUGGUAGUUAGUUUAUAAAGUAGUAGGCAACUUUAAUCAAGUAUCUUACAUUACCCAGUUUAAUGUUCUUGAUUGGGGAGAGAUUGUGAAAUAAGCACUGAUAGUGAGGAACCCGAAUGAAAAUACACAAAUUCUUUAUAACUUAGUUUUAUUCAUGAGUAAAUAACUUAAUUUCACUGAGCUGAAGAAUUUAAAUUAAUGAAGUCAUAAGUUUUAGGUAUUAGAAAUUACAUUCAUAAGGUAGUUAAUGCAGUUUUAAAAUCAACUAAUCGAACAAAUAUUUAUUUCAAAACGAUUUUCUUUCUUUUCAUAAAAGACCUAUAAUAUUUUUGGAUUGAAAAACAAUUAUGAAGAAUUUUGUGUAAUUACAGAACAAAUUGAAUGGCAUUUAAAAACUAUUUUUGUAUAAAACAAAGCUGUGAUAAUUACAAGGAGCAAAGACGAGAAAUUAUCAGAGUGGACAUCAACAGAUGCUAGUCUACCGAUAUAUUUAUAAUUUAAAAUAAUUAUUAUCGAUACAAACACGAUAUCUGGUACUAAGGCAGUGUUCAACAAUCAACAUUUUGUAACAAGUGGACCACACAACAAAAUUAGCUAAAAAUCACGUUAAUAUUAAAUAACAAAGUACGUCUUGGUCUUCUUUUGAAUUUAACUCCUGAAUAGAUUAAAUUUCGAUAGGAAAAUGGUAGAAGUUUCAAGAAAAGGAGCAAUUGAUAUGAAAUGAGUAUAAAAUUGUUCCUCUCAUUUAUCAGACGCUAAAAUUAAUAUCCUGCCCCCUGAAUAAAUAAAAUAACAUCUAUGAAUAUCCCUAAAAUACUUUCUCCUUCAGAUACAGCUUCUUAAAAACUUCAAGUUACUGAAAUUGUGUUGUAUGGUCCAGUUGCUAAAGGAGCCGCGUGUAGGUAUUCGCUAGAAGGCAACUUGUUCACGGCAUGGCCGCCAUUAUACGUGACACACUGACGUAUAAGCCAACAACAUACUUAGUUAACAUGCAUCACCACUUGUAAUGUGUAAGUGACCUGGGGUGAUAGAAAAAAACGCGUCAAGUAAAACUUUUCUUCAUUGAAUUUAACGUAAGAUUUAAAACAUUGAACUGUUUCUCUGUCACAACAUAUUUUUUGUCUACUCACUCAUCAAUUUAAUUAAUUAACAUUAAUGUUUCACAUUAAUAAUUUUGGUCCUAUUUUUUCCAAGAAAUAUGCUUUUUUAUAGAUUCUGUCAUUUACCACAAGAUAAAUAACAAACAAACAUUAAUUUUCAUUUUCUAACACCCGGUCACCCUCCACACAAUUAAAUAUUAAUUCAUAAAAAUAAAACACUCGUGAAUUCGCAUUCCCAAUAGCUGUACAUUACAAGACUAGAAUACCUAAACCAAUAGAAGCACAAAUAACUUUUAAAAUCAACGUUUGCGUUCCUUCUCUAACCUAUGAUUAUGACACAGAGCACUAUACUUACAAUCCAUUUACACAUUUUCAAUAUACAAUAUAUUUUUACACGCCCUAUGACGAUAAUAUUUUAUCACAUUAUUUAGUUACAUAAAAUUAAUGGAACAUCAGUAACAGUCACUAGACAACGUACAAUAAUUUUAAUGACUUCACAAUGAUGACUAUUUUUAACGUUUUUCGAUAUAAAAUUCUAUGAGUCAUACAUGCUAUAAAUAAAUAUUAUUCAAUGUGAUAAUAUUGCU